This is a messenger RNA of Danaus plexippus (monarch butterfly), 591 nucleotides long. RefSeq names its product prisilkin-39-like. NCBI's taxonomy places the organism in Eukaryota, Metazoa, Arthropoda, Insecta, Lepidoptera, Nymphalidae. The coding region runs from base 1 to 591 and encodes 196 amino acids. The record is from RefSeq and is a predicted model, not a curated record. The transcript has a single exon.
AUGGAUCUUUUGAUAUAUACUGUUUAUGACAUACAUUCAACAACCGCUACAAACCCCACAGCAAUCAUCGUAGAUAAUUCAUUGGUAUUCCAUUAUACAUAUUACUACGACUACACAUAUUACCACGACUACACAUAUUACCACGACUACACAUAUUACCACGACUACACAUAUUACCACGACUACACAUAUUACCACGACUACACAUAUUACCACGACUACACAUAUUACCACGGCUACACAUAUUACCACGGCUACACAUAUUACCACGGCUACACAUAUUACCACGGCUACACAUAUUACCACGGCUACACAUAUUACCACGGCUACACAUAUUACCACGACUACACAUAUUACCACGGCUACACAUAUUACCACGGCUACACAUAUUACCACGGCUACACAUAUUACCACGGCUACACAUAUUACCACGGCUACACAUAUUACCACGGCUACACAUAUUACCACGGCUACACAUAUUACCACGGCUACACAUAUUACCACGGCUACACAUAUUACCACGGCUACACAUAUUACCACGGCUACACAUAUUACCACGGCUACACAUAUUACUACGACUACACAUUAUAA